CACCUUCACCUUCACCACCCAUCGCCUCCAUCCUCCCGCGACCCCUGAGCCCUUGCCCGGCACCCCGACAUACAAAGCGACCGGGCGCCACGCGCCACCGAGCUGCUUUGUGCGUGCGCCGCCCUCGCCUGUCCCUUGCUCCAAGAGGCCGACAUGAGGCAGGAUUCUGGGUCCUGUCCACUUCCUGCGUGAUGAACAGUAAUGGCGAUGCCACCGUAAAAUCGCCCACCACCGACCCCGGCACCCGCGACGCCGCCCGCUCCAACGAGGAAGGCGCUGCCCCGGCCGCCCGCCCGGCAGCUGCUUCGCCGCCCCGCGAGCCCAACCCGUCGCUCGGCGCGCUGCAGAAUGGCGCUCACGACAAUCACGAUGAUGCCGCCAACGAGUCUGAAGCCGAGACGGUCGUGCUGGAUCUCAAGCCCGACGCUGACCGCGCCGAGCCCAAGCUGAUCAAGACGGAGCGCAGCGACGACGACGAUGCCGCCCGGCUGCGCUCCGUCAAAGAGGCUGUCAACGGCCGCCGACACUCUGUUGACAGGCCCAAUGGCGCAAAGCAUGGCUCCGAAGCUGACGUGAAGAGUCCUGUGCCCACCUCGCCCAGCAGCCGCACCACCUCGCGCCACACCAAAGAGACGAGCCCGACCGACUCGGCCAGAUCUCCCGUACACUCUGCCGCGUCACCUCCCCAGCCCACAGGCCGCGGUCGCAGCGCUUCCACCGUCGAGUCUCGUAAGCGCAAGCUGCGCGACGAGUCCCACCCGAAAGGACUUGAGCCGCCUCGCCAAAAGGCCAAAACUGAGGGCGUGCGUGAAAUGCGCCAGCCAACUUCCCCAGCAACGCCCGGAUUAGGUCGGCCCCACAAGCGCUCCCAGUCAACGCAGUCGUUCGUCUCCGGCGCUACCGGUCGCAAGCGCAAAGACAUGACCGCACUGGCUGUGUCAACAGAGCGCAAGAACUGGUCUGAUGACAGCUCUGAAAACUCGUCCUCGCCCCGUCCCACGCAAACGCCGAAUCUACCUACGCAGUCGCGCUCAAGAGGGCGCCCAGGUCGUGCCCUCACGUCACCUGCACGUACAAUGGCACCGCGCCGCGUCGACAAAUUUGGCUCAACCCGCCUUGCACGGGAGAGUGAGAAGGGCAAUCUUGACGCGGUACGGACCGCUUACGAGGCGGCUCCGGAAGAGAUUGAUGUGCCCGACUUCGCUGGAAUCACUCCCUUGCAGAAAGCUUCGCUGCACGGAUGGGAGGAAGUCGUCGGAUUCUUGAUCAGCAAAGGAUGCCGAACUGACUGCGAAUCAAACGACCGCGACACGCCGCUCAUCGACGCCGUAGAGAACGGACACUUGGACGUGGUGAGGAUUCUGUUGAAUGAAGGUCAUGUGAAUCCGCACCACCAGAAUAAGAAGGGGCAGCGUGCAAUCGAUGUACUUCCUAGCAAGAAUGACGUCGAUCGUCCCGAAGACGUGGACGGCAUUGAGAAGGAGCUCAAGUCUGCCAUGAGACGAGAAGUCGACACAUCCGCUGCAACUGAAGAGGAGAGCAAUGCGGCAGUGACACAGACCAAAUCGACUUCGCGACUGCUGUACAAUGAAUACAACACCGAGACAUUGAUCGAAAAAGCCGGCGACGGAGAUAUUUUGGCAGUUGGAGAGCUCAUCAACAGCAACGUUAAGAUCAACAUUGCAUGCGGCGUUGCUGCUUCGCGCGGAGGCCACUACGACAUUCUCAGUAUCCUUUUGGCCAGCGGACUCAAACCAGACCCUGACCCUUCGAAACACAGCGAGACACCCAUGCUCGUGGCUAUUGGCAGAGGGCACUUGAAGAUUGUGAACCUGUUACUCGAGCAGGACAACUUCAAUCCAACGAGGCGAAAUCGAGAAGGCAAAACCUACUGGGAGAUCUCGGAAGAACGACGAGGCCCAAAGUGGGAGCAAGAAAGAGACGCUCUCAAGCAGGCCUAUGAUCUCUAUUCCACGACCCGCAAGAGCCCGAAACGAGUAAAGAAAGAGCCGCCGAACCGUCCUACCCAACUGAAACGGAAGCCUUCGCCGCUGAUACGCCGAGAUCGCUCGUCUUCACCCCGACCUAAUCACAAGCCUGCCUCCCUUACGAAAUCCACGACCGCUCCGCAAGCACCACAAAAGUCAAGAAGGUUGAUGUCUGGUAAAGAGAUGGCAAAUCAGAACGUCAAACGGCAUAGACGGGUUGUCGACGAAGAAACCAGUGACGAGGAUAGCGAUGAGGAGGUGCGGGCGCCAGUGAAGAAGUCAGCCAAGCCGCGUUCGUAUAGCGAAGGCGAAGAACACCACAAGUCUCUCAAGAGAGUCAAGGGCGGUGAUGAAAACAACCAAUCGAAGAAGAUACCCAGGGCAGCCUCACACGACCACAGUGAUCAUGACCGACCAAAGUCCAAAAUGCAUACAAAGGUGGAGAACGAUCACAUCAAGAGCAGGCUGGGUACCGACUCUGCAGACGAGAAGAGAGUCAAGCAAAAGUCGAAGCCACGGCCGAUGGAGAAAGAUGUGCACAAUAUCAAUAUCAAGAAGCGGCGGGCCUCGAAUGAUUCUCUUGAUGACACGAAAGUCAAGAGGACCCCCAGUGCGUCGGCGAAAUCGACGCCUGCACCCCCCGAGAAGGCAGCAACCCCGGAUGUGGUUCGCGAACGCCGUUUAGAAGAGCAAAAGCGGGCUGAGAAGCAAGCCGAGGCCAAGAAGAAAGCUGCCGAGGAAGCUGCGCGCAAGCAAGAAGAGGACGCCGCUCGAGAACGUGAAGAGGAGGCUGCUCGUAAGAAGAAAGCGGAAGAGGAUGCCCGUAAAGCUGCCGAAGAAGAAGCACAGAAGAAAGCAAAGGCGGAGGAAGAAGCGAAACGUGCCGCAGAAGAAGCCGAAGCCGCUCGCAAGCGGGAAGAGGAAGAAGCACAGAGACGUGCAGCCGAAGAAGCACAACGGCAUGAGCAGCUCGCUGCGCGACAACGGCGGGUCGACAAGCUGCCUCGCGCACUGCGAAGAGCGUGCGAGCUUGGGAACAACCGACCAUUACACUUCUCUGGCGAAGAGCUGGGCAUCUCCGCCAUAUUUUUGCCAAUCUUCUACGCGACAUCCGCCGAUCUUGAAGUCCAUUCAAGUGAGAAGGUGUACAUACCCUCUUUCCAAGCGGUCGGCAUUCUCGGCCUUCCCGAGCUCGAUCUUGCAAACCUGGACGAGCCCUAUUCCUCAUGGCCACGCAUUCCCUUCACAUCGAAGCAUCGCGACCAUCUCCUCCGCCAAUAUGACGUCGCUCUCCUCGCACAAGAUUUCCGCUUUCCAAUGGAAGGUGCGCCGGACUUCGAUUACGCACGGAUACAAGAGUCGGUCAAGGAAGCCCGUCAACAGUUCCUAGAUAUGGAAGGCUUGUAUUGGAUCGAAGAUUCCGUUCUGUACCCGGAAAUCGAGAAGCUCGAAAGCAUUCAGCCGCUUCUAGAAGAGAUCAAGAACGUUACUAAGAGGAGACGAAUCCACUUCGCAGAGGCACAGACUGAGCUUGUCCCGGAGAAAAAACACAAGCCACGGAAGAGCUUCAUGGACAUGGUGCUUGCGCAGAACGGCAUGAAUGGUGUGGCGCUCAAAGUCAAUGGCGAGGGAUGAAAUGUGUCAACUUGCCUUGUUGUGUUUCCGACCUAUACCGAGCAACUUCGCAGCGUUGCGGGCAAGUGCGAAGCGGAGGAAUAUACCCCGGAGGAUGCACCCGCGACUGGGGAGGCGGGGAGUCCGGAUUUGAUUGCUUGUGCUUUUUGAGCGAUGCGGUGCAGAAGCGACUCGACUUGUUUCGUUCUAGCGGACACGGUCUUUAGCACAUGUGUGCAUGAAAUUUGGAGCAAGUCAUGAAUGACAGACAGGAAACGGCGGAUUGUCCAUACGUAGUAAUGGCAUGU
Messenger RNA from Paraphaeosphaeria sporulosa, 3910 nucleotides. RefSeq lists its product as uncharacterized. The record is from RefSeq and is a predicted model, not a curated record. Gene Ontology annotation, cellular component: nucleoplasm. NCBI's taxonomy places the organism in Eukaryota, Fungi, Ascomycota, Dothideomycetes, Pleosporales, Didymosphaeriaceae. The coding region runs from base 192 to 3623 and encodes 1143 amino acids. The transcript has a single exon. Gene Ontology annotation, molecular function: protein binding.